Molecule: messenger RNA, 2420 nt
Organism: Lacerta agilis (Sand lizard)
Lineage: Eukaryota; Metazoa; Chordata; Lepidosauria; Squamata; Lacertidae
Gene: ENO4
Product: enolase 4
Exons: 14
Coding region: 196-2043 (615 amino acids)
Biological process (GO): glycolytic process
Cellular component (GO): phosphopyruvate hydratase complex
Molecular function (GO): phosphopyruvate hydratase activity; magnesium ion binding
Source: RefSeq, a predicted model, not a curated record
CAGAAGUCGGGGCUGAUGGAUUCCUAAUGGACUCUGCUAAACUAUUCGGCACAGGACCGAAGCCCGAAGGAAAGAACUUGAGAAGAGAAGGGGAAAGGGAGGAAAGCGAUCCCGCGAGAACAUGGUAAUCUCGGGGCGGGAGGCGCGCGUGCCCCGUCUCCUAGCAACGGAGCCCCGGCGCUUCUCCGGGAAGACAUGGAGUAUUGCGGGAACCGGGCUGCGGGCGAGCAGCAGCAGCCGCGGCGGUUCACCAUUGCUGAUCUCAAACACCAGGCUGCGGAGUAUUACCGCAGCAACGAAGUGCCGCAGCGCCUGGAGGAGGUGCUCAACGCUAUGUUCUACCAGCGCCCAGAGGACUUCUACGGGCACCUGGCAAACUACUUCUCUGAAUUAUCAAAGCCUCCAGUGAUAACCAAGUUAGUUGGGAGAAAGGUGCUUGAUGGGAUUGGUCGGCCAACGUUAGAAGUGGAAGUGUCAUGCCGAGUUAGGAACUGUGUCAAGAGGAUUUGUUCCAGCGUGAUCUCUUCUCAUGCUGAAAUUCUUGAAAAUGCUUCACCAGAAGCAAUUGAUGCUGAUGAAAGGGAAAGAGAGGAAUCUAUAAAGAUAGCAAUUGAAUGGAUAAAUGAAUCACUGAAUGAAAUGUUCAGAGGCCUUCAACCUACUGACCAGCAUAAAGCUGAUGAACUUCUAGGUGAAUAUUUUGCAAAGAAAGCAGAAGAAGAUGAAGAAAGAAGGGAAGCUGAAAAGGAGAAAGAAAAAGAAAUCCAGGAAGCAGAGGCUUCUGCUGCUUCAGCUGCUCCAGCUCCCUCUGGGAAAAAAAAGCCAAACAAAGCAGGAAAGAAGUUUUCUGUGCUGGAGAAGCCCAUCCCUCCUGCAGAACCCACGGAACCUGUAGUUAUGGGUAGUAUGGCUAUUGGGUGUACAUCUCUUGCUUUUGCAAAGACCUCUGCGACUCUUCAUGACAUGCCUUUGUACUUACAUAUCGCUUUGCUGAAACAUGAUCAGGAAUCUCCUAAAGAACUGGCUUUGCCACUUCCAAUGGCAACAGUUUUGAGUUGUGGAAAAUCAUCACCUGGAAAACUGAAUCUAUUGAAAGAAGUGAUGGUUAUACCUCCACACUGGUUACCGGUUAAACAGGGUGUAGAAAGAUGUGUGGAUAUUCAGAGAGAAGUAAUGAAGUUGCUGAGUCAAACUACUAACAUGCCUAGUUCUAUGGGAGAAGGUAAAAAGACUUCACGGGAUGCUGCAAAAAAAGCUCCGUCUCCUGUUCUUAAGAAGAUGUCUCACUUAGGCUGCCUGGUAACAGGGUUUGAAAGUCUUGAACAACCUUUGGCUUUGAUCCAGUCUGCUUGUACACACCUUUCCUUGGAACUAGGAAUAGAUGUAUACUUGGGAAUAAAUUGUGCUGCUCAUGAACUAAUCGACUUUUCCAAGGGAAAAUAUGAAGUAAUACUUGGAACGCUCAAGAGCCCUGAUGAAAUGGUGGAUGUGUAUGUGGACCUAAUUCGUAAAUUCCCAUCUAUUAUGACAUUAAUAGAUCCACUGAGGAAAGAGGACCGGCAGCAGUGGAUCACAUUACGCAACACGUUGGGAUCUAAAUGUUAUAUUUUUGCAGAAGAAUUGUGCAAGAGUGUAUCUAAACUUAUGGAGAACCACAACAUACCAAAAUGCAGUGGUCUUGUCCUAAAAUAUACCAAUGAAGCUAAAAUUUCUGACCUCUGUAAAAUAACUCAGCUUUUAGAUGGUCGAAAGCGUAUUUCCAUUUUAGGCAGUCCAGAUGGAGAGACUUCUGAUGACAGUCUUGUAGACCUGGCUGUUGGACUGAGAACUAGGUUCAUCAAGUUGGGAGGUCUUUCACGUGGCGAGAGGGUGGCCAAAUACAACCGUCUUCUUGCAAUAGAGGAAGAACUUGGCAAGAAUGGAAGACUUGGUGAAAGAGAGGAUCAUGAAUUUGUUGAUUAUACUGAAGAGGAAGAAGAGGAGGAGGAGGAAGAACUUGAGUCUACUGAUAUUACUGCAAGGACAGAGCGCUCUGCUACAUAGAAAGUGAUGUUUCAGACUUGCCGUUUUUUGACCCAGAACCGACCCCUGAAUUCUUCAUUUUGAGGCCAACAACAUCUUCCCACAGCACUACUACAAUGGGGCAACAGUUGGCCCGACACAGUCAGUCCUUUGGUUUUAUUAUCCUUUAAAAUGUUUAUAUUUCUGCUAUCCAUCCUUUAACUCAGCUUAAUGGGAAUUUACCAUAUGGAAUAACAGUUGUUUGUUCUAGAAAGAUAUGACAGCACUCUCUUUGAAUCGGGGAAACAGUGUAGGGCAGAAGGACCACAGAAUCCAUGAGUAAUGCAUGCUUUACUAGUCUGUUAUUCCAUUUAUGAAUGUGUUUUUUUAAUGCAGUGUUCACUUUGGAGUCAUUUUUU